CUCUCAAAUUGAGCGUAACUUACAUCCCACUAGAUGCUAACCAGUUUAGACGCGUGGAGCACAACCAUCCGCAAAACAACCGCUGUUAGUGGAUUUACUGUUUUUUUCUAAAUGUUUUUGUAAAGGUCAACUUAUUGAUUUUACAGUUGAGGUUCCCGACAAUAUUUUAAGUUUUAUUAGUCGUUACGAUCAAAUGCGUAAUGCUGCAAGUUCAUCUUAUCCUUGUGUGUGCUAUCAGUGCCAUAGCAGUAAUAUGUUAUCAUUAUGUUGCCAAGAAGUACCAGUAUUUUUUGAGUAAACCUAUUCCGUGCGUGAAACCUACGUUUCUACUAGGCAGUAGUGGUGCAACAGUUUUUCGGCGGCGGGGUAUUGUCUCCCAAUUGAUAAAGCUGUACAACGCAUAUCCCGAAUCCAAAGUAACAGGUGCUUACGAUUUUACCACUCCGGUUUUUCUUAUUCGCGACCCGGACUUUGUGAAAAAGAUUUGCGUGAAAGAAUUUGAUUUCUUCACGGAUCAUACACCGAUAAUGCCCAUAGAUAAGGCAGACAAGGAGAACGAUAGGAAAAGUUUUACCCAAAACUCGUUAUUCUUGCUGAGAGGCCAAAAAUGGAGAGAUAUGCGAGCGACGUUGAGUCCAGCGUUCACCGGGAGCAAGAUGCGUCAUAUGUUUGACUUAGUGGCGAAGUGUGGCCAAUCGAUGAGCAAUUUUUUCACCGAAGAAUUGAAAAGAGAGAAUAGUAUGGAGUAUGAAAUGAAGGAUAUAUUUUCGCGUUUAUGCACCGACAUGAUCGGCACAGUUGCUUUUGGUUACGAAAUGGAUUCACUGGCAAAUCGGAACAAUGAGUUUUACCUGCAAGCUACUCAAAUGAUAAAUCCACGCUCAAUCGUGCUUAUGUUUAAAUUUCUGCUGAUGUUCACUUUACCUUCGUUCAUGGAGAAGCUGGGAGUGGAUUUCAUAAGUUCAAGCUUAUUGAAGUAUUUUAAAGGAAUAAUUCUCGACAACUUUAAACAGCGGGAGAUGCGAGGCAUCGUUCGAAACGAUAUGAUUCAUAUGCUUAUGGAAAUUCGUCAAGGGAUUCAGACGCAAGAGUCUACUGUGAAAGAAUCUAUUCAUUUUCGAAAGUGGACUGACAACGAACUUAUCGCACAGUGUUUAUUAUUUUUCAUGGCCGGGUACGAAACAGUAUCAACAUGCUUAUCAUUUCUGACGUAUGAACUUGCAGUAAAUUCUGAAGUUCAAAAACGUCUGUAUGAGGAAAUCCAGAACACAGAACAAUCUCUCAAUGGAACACCUCUGACAUACGAGAUACUUCAAAACAUGCCCUAUAUGGAUAUGGUCGUAUCAGAGGGUCUUCGUAUGUGGCCUCCACAAUUGAUUUCUGAGCGUCACUGCACUAAAGAUUAUCACUAUGAUGAUGGAUCAGGGACGCAAUUCAUCAUAGAGAAAGGGCGAACUGUCAUGAUUCCAAUAAUUGCCAUUCAUCGCGAUCCGAAAUAUUACCCAAAUCCAGAUAAAUUUGAUCCGGAACGAUUCGGUGAAGCCAAUCAAUCGAAGCUUGUUUCGGGAACCUAUCUACCAUUUAGCUUAGGUCCAAGAAAUUGCAUCGGAUCCCGAUUAGCGGUAAUGGAAGUAAAAUCAACUAUUUACUACUUGCUGAAGAACUUUAGUUUGAAUCCAUCCGAGCGGACGCAGAUACCUCUUCGGCUAAUGAAGCAUAUGUUUGCAUUGCUCUCCGAAAAAGGCAUUUGGUUGAAGAUUGAACCAAGGAAUUAAAGAAUCUGACAAUGGAAACAUGUUCAUGGAGGAUCUAGAGCCAUGUAUUAAUGAAAGAGACAGUUGAAUAAUACUGUAUGGGCAACUUAGUUGAUAAACCUAAAUUAUAACCAUGUCCAAUUUUCAUUUAAAUCAUAUAUGGCUGGUCGUAUGAAAUAUAAUGAUUAGCAUUUCUUAUUUACAACGGAAAACAAAUGGAACUGGAAUAACUUACCAUCUGGAUCAACCGAACGACGAGAACGGAAAACUGUUGAAUCUGCAACAAGAAAAGAAUAAAUUUGUAUUACUACCUGUGCAAUUUUUUCAAAAAAAUAGUAUCUUUUAGAGUGAUUUACAUGAUU
Messenger RNA from Malaya genurostris, 2116 nucleotides. RefSeq names its product probable cytochrome P450 9f2. The transcript has 2 exons. Bases 201 to 1775 code for a protein of 524 amino acids. Gene Ontology annotation, molecular function: heme binding; iron ion binding; oxidoreductase activity, acting on paired donors, with incorporation or reduction of molecular oxygen. NCBI's taxonomy places the organism in Eukaryota, Metazoa, Arthropoda, Insecta, Diptera, Culicidae. The record is from RefSeq and is a predicted model, not a curated record.